Messenger RNA from Phytophthora infestans T30-4, 846 nucleotides. RefSeq lists its product as uncharacterized. The transcript has 2 exons. The coding region runs from base 1 to 846 and encodes 281 amino acids. NCBI's taxonomy places the organism in Eukaryota, Oomycota, Peronosporomycetes, Peronosporales, Peronosporaceae. The record is from RefSeq and is a predicted model, not a curated record.
AUGCGGUUGGCGCUUUUGGCUCAGAAGCUCGCCGAGUGUUGGGAAAGCACACAAGUAGAACUCCAUGGUUCUUACUCCGUCGAGCGCGUUCGAGAACUGAUCGACUAUAAUCAACGAGCCAGUAUCCUUCGAGCCUUGACUGUAUUGGCCCUCGUUCCGUGGCCGUGUGUGAUUAUAACCAUUCUUGUCGAUUUGAUCCCGUUGCGUCCGUCAUCCGAAGGACUGGAUGCCAACUAUCUCUUCAUCUUCCGAGUGUUUCUGUCAUUUUGGGUGGCUACAAUCGUCAUCAAUCUCCAGUUCCGACAUAGUGUUCCUCCUGUUCACCUAUCAAACAUACGUAUCGUUAUAUCCGGUGCAUUCUCAGCCGCGUUUACAACGGGCGUCGUGUACGCACUUUCGAUGGUGAUUGGAUUCCCAUUACCUUUUGGAAUCAUCACCGUCUCACCGAUGUGGGUUGUAUCAAUGCUCGUCCCUCUAGUGUCCUUUCUGAAGAAAGCUCGAUCCGAUCCAGAGGUGUGGAAACUUGUAGUCAACACGCUGAAAGUCUGGCUUUGUCAAGAAAGUCUUGUCGUGAUCUACCCGACGUAUUUCUACAUUUUUACAACCCUUCCUGCCGAUGCAAAGACUCCGUUUGCUUUUCUUCUUCCGGUCAUUAAAAUAUUCUUAAGGAAUGUGAUGUCGCGGACUGUGGUGCAUCUGAACGACGAGAUCCCUGAGGUUGUGUUGAUGAACGUAGAGGUCUUCAAUUCUCUGUUCAUGUCUUACUGCAUGCAGAACACUCCGUCCAUAUGGACAACACUCGGUUUGAUCGCAAUAGAUGGCGAUCAGAUGAUCGCGAGCGAGUGA